Molecule: messenger RNA, 5392 nt
Organism: Tribolium madens (black flour beetle)
Lineage: Eukaryota; Metazoa; Arthropoda; Insecta; Coleoptera; Tenebrionidae
Exons: 3
Coding region: 99-5150 (1683 amino acids)
Source: RefSeq, a predicted model, not a curated record
UGACAUUUCAAAAUGACAAAUUUCUGACAUCCUGCUCUCAUUAUAUUGGUCUUUUCCUAAUCUAUAAUGUGUACUUUUUGCAUAUUUGAUAUUUUCAAAUGCUUCGCUAUGCGGUAAUUUACAUCGCUUUGUUCAUGUUAAUAUCCGGAACGUACAACGCAACAAACCUUCAGGCUUUACCAUCAUUUAGCAACAACUUACUCCAAGAAAUCUUAAAUUUCGACAAUGUAAUCCAACCCGAAAUCGGCCCACAACGUGAAAGUGAUGUUUUAGAAGGAAGAGAAAGUAUGGAUGAUGCAGAAGGCAAAAAAAAUUGUUCACCGCAUCAAAAGUGUCGUCCAUGUCCAAGUUCUGAGACAAAAACAAACCGAACGCUUUUUACCAAAAGACAAUUAAAAGAAAUAGGAUCACUUUUUGUCAAUCAUUUCCUUGAAAAUCAACGAAAAUUUGGAUAUACAGAUAAUGAUUUUAAAGAAAAAUUUGUCAAAAAUCAAGCCAAAAAGAUACAAGGACGGAAACUGUAUGAAAAAGUCGAGGAGAAAAAUGAGAAUGGAACUGAAAGAUGCCCGACAGAAAAGUUUUUCCAAUAUCCAAGCAGACAUCAGAAAAAACCGUCACGUAAUUCUGUACGAAUGCCUUUUUACAAACACAACCCCUACAAAAUUGGUCAAAAAUUUAAAAAUCAGAGAUGUGUCGCCGUUAGCUUGUAUCCAGACAACAAAAUUCCACAACAAUACGACUAUAUAGCCCUUUUAUCAAAUGAUGACAAGUUUGUUAAUAUUCCUGCAGUUAAAGUCAAUGUUUUUUCGAAUCAAAAUAGUCGAAGUGAUAAUUUCUCCCCAUUCUUCGUUUCUACUUACAAGAAAAAACCUCAACUUCAUCACAUUAGCAAAUUGAAGUAUCGACAUUACACUCAUAUUCCUAUUCUCUUCAUCAACACAAUCCCAGGUUCCCUUAAAAAAGUUUCAAAAAGAUCCCCGAAUUACUAUAUUUCGAGCAAUAAGUACUUACGCGACACUGAUCUAUUGAUCGAAAACAUCAAAACUUCGCUAAAAAUGGAGAUGGAUAAUGAUGAUCAAACUCCAAAAUAUGUUGAUAGUGCAGUUUUUGUCAAUUCGGGGUUGAAGCAGAAAAAAGAUGUUGAUAGAGAUGUUUCUAUUCCUUUUAUAAAUCAAAACCAAAAACAAGGUCUAGACAAUAAGUUUAAAGCUAGUUUUUUACAAAAUCUUCUAAUCAAAGACCCAGAUAAUACAAAACAUGAAAGUGAGAAAAAUGCACUUGAAACGUCUCAGGCUGAAAUCGAUAAUAGAAUCAAAAGUGCGGUCAAUAAAUUAGAUCUUUGUCCUCAUAAUAAGUUUAACGGUUUAGAAAAACUUAUAGUUAAUUCAUUAGAAGCUACUCCAAGAAAAAAUUCACUUAAAUUAGUGAAGAAAGAAAUUUCGAUAGAAUCGUCAAAACUCAACAAUACUUUUGUCGAUAAUGGGUUACAGAAAAAUUAUGGAACAAAUAACAAAUUGUUAAAUUCUGCAGGAUCGGAGUCGGCACCACCACAACAGAGUAACGAUCUUUUGACAUCGUUUUGCUUCACGAAUGACACUUCACGAGAAUUAGAAGAAACACCGUAUGAAAAUUUUACCUCAACCGUUACAACGGCUACAGAAAGUCCAUCUUUUCCUGUUAAAAUUGAAGAACCAAAUGCACCGGAAGAAACUAUAGCUUCUCCAGUAGAAGAAAAUAACCUUUCAGAAGCGUUUCAGUUUCUGAAUUUGAAAACAUUUCAAAAGUUGAAGUCGUCAUUUAAAAAUUUGAUGUCUUCUGGCAGUAAAAAUACAAAUAGUAGUGUUGAAGCACAACAUUUAAAACAAAGUAGUACCACCUAUACGAUAUAUCAAAUGAUAAUAAAUUCUAAUAUUUCGGAAACUUUCCCACCUUCUACAAUUUCUGAGAACAGAGUACCAAUGACGCAAAGUAGUAUUAGUAAGUCUGAAGAAACACAACAGAUAUCUUCAAGUACAAGUAGUAGCAUGAAAGAAGAAUAUGUAGAAAAAAAUUUAGGACACUAUACAAAUCCUGUACCACAAAUAAGUGGUUUAAAAAUUAAUGAGGAUACAAAACAUGGGAAUUAUGGAAAGUUACCAUCAGACGUAAAAUCAACUUCAUUGGCACAGCUACUUUUCCCUACCCACGUCACAACAUACAAAACAAACAAAAUUGAGGAUAAAGUCACUAAAAGAACACAUCCUUUUCUAGAUUACAACCAAGUCGCAAGUUAUAAACCAAAUGAGUAUCAGGAAAAUAAUCCCCAAAUGUUUCAUCCCUACGGUCAUGCACCAAACUAUGGAUCAAAUGAGUAUCAAGAAAACAAUCCCCAAAUGUAUCAUCCUUACGGUCACGUACCAAAUUAUGAAACGAAUGAGUAUCAAAAUUACAAUCCCCAAACAUAUUAUCCAUAUGGACACCCAUCAAUCUAUGAAACGAAUGAGUAUCAAGAGAAUAAUCCUCAAUUAUAUCCUCCCUACAAUCACCUACCAACUUAUAGAACAAAUGAGUAUCAAGAAAAUAAUCCCCAAGCAUACGGCUAUGUACCAACUUAUAACCCAAAUGAGAAUAAUCCCCGAUUACAUCAUCCUUACAGUCACGUAGCAACCAAUCUAACAAACAAAUUUCAAGAACAUAAUUUUCAAGAAUAUCCUCCUUAUUAUUACAAUCCAACCUAUAAAACAAAUGAAUAUCAAGAUAUUAAUUCCCAAGUAUAUCCUCCUUAUUAUCACGUACCAACUUACAGCUCAAAUGAGUACCACGAGAAUGCUCCUCAUAUAUUUCCUCCCUAUUAUCACCUACCAACGUAUAGCACAAAUGAAUAUCAAGAAAAUAAUCCCCAAAUAUAUCCUCCCUAUUAUCACGUACCAACCUAUAGCACAAAUGAGUAUCAAGAAAAUGCUCCUCAAGUAUUUCCUCCCUAUUAUCACGUACCAACGUAUAGCACAAAUGAAUAUCAAGAAUAUAAUCCCCAAGUAUAUCAUCCCUAUUAUCACGUACCACCAACCUAUAGCACAAAUGAGUAUCAAGAAAAUAAUCCCCAAGUAUAUCCUCCCUAUUAUCACGUACCACCAACCUAUAGUACAAAUGAGUAUCAAGAAAAUAAUCCCCAAGUAUAUCCUCCUUAUUAUGAUGGAACAAAUGAAAAUCAAGAUAAAAAUUUCCAAGUUUAUUCUUCUUACGAUUAUGUACCAACUUAUCGAACAAGCAUAUAUCAAGAAAAGAAUUCCAAAGUAUAUUCUUUUAACCAUCAAGUAUCAACUUACAGGACAAAUGAUUAUCAAGAGAGUAAUCAUCAAAUAUAUCCUCCUUAUCAUCACAUACCAACCUAUAGAACAAAUGAGUAUCAAGAAAAUAAUCCCCAAGUAUAUCCUCCUUAUUAUAACGGACCAACUUAUAGCACAAAUGAGUAUCAAGAAAAUAAUCUCCAAGUAUAUCCUCCCUAUUAUCACGUACCAACCUACAACACAAAUGGUUAUCAAGAAAAUAAUCCCCAAGUAUAUCCUCCUUAUUAUGACAGAACAAAUGAAUAUCAUGAUAAAAAUCCCCAAGGUUAUUCUUCUUACGAUUACGUACCAACUUAUCGAACAAGCAGAUAUCAAGAGAAAAAUCCCAAAGUAUAUCCUCUUAACGAUCAAGUAUCAACUUACGGGACAAAUGACUAUCAAGAGAAUAAUUAUCAAAUAUAUCCUCCUUAUAAUUACGUACCAACCCAAAGAACAAAUGAGUAUCAAGAAAACAAUCUACAAGUACAUCCACCUUAUUAUGAUGUAUCAACUUAUAGCUCAAAUGAGUAUCAGAAAACUAAUUACCAAGGAUAUCCUCCCUAUUAUCACGAACCAAUCUCAAAUGAAUAUCAAAAAAACAACCCUCAAAUACAUCCUCCUUAUUAUCAUAUACCGACCUAUAGUACAAAUGAAUAUCAAGAAAAUAAUCUUGCUUUAUAUCCACCUUUUUAUCAAGCACCGACUCAUAAAACAAAUGAAUAUCAAAAAAAUAAUCCCAACGAACGAGUUUCAACCUAUGGAACAAAUGAGUAUCGAGAAAAUAAUCCUCAAGUUUAUCCUCCGUAUUAUCAUGUACCAACUUAUUCCACAAAUGAUUAUCAAGAAAAUAAUCCUCAAGUAUAUCCUCCGUAUUAUCAAGCACCAACUUAUAGAACAAAUGAGUAUCAAGAAAAUAAUCCCCAAGUUUAUCCUCCGUAUUAUCAAGCACCAACUUAUAGCACAAAUGAGAAUCAAGAAAAUAAUCCUCAAGUAUAUCCUCCGUGGUAUCAAGUACAAACUUAUAGCACAAAUAAAUAUCAAGAAAAUAAUCCCCAAUUAAAUUAUCCUUAUCAUCAAGUACCAACUUAUAGAACAAAUCAGUAUCCAAAAAACAAUCCCCCAGCAUAUCCUCCUUAUGACUACCCAACAACCCAUCGGACAAAUGAAUAUCAAGAAAAUAAUCCACAAUUGUAUCAUCAUUACGAUCGUGUUACAACCUCCAAAACAAAUGAGUAUCAAAAAAACAAUCCUCAGAAGUAUCAUCCUUACCUCCAUGCUACAACUGAUAGAACAAAUAUAAAUAGAAAAAGUAAACCCAGUGACUUCCAUAAGACAAAUUAUAAAACAACCGAAUUUAAAGGAAGUAUUCCUAAAUUAACUCCAGUUCCUCAAGCACACCGAACUACAACAUACCCAAGCGAAACAUUUAAGGAAGUGGAAGGAGCUCCAAAUAAAUUUAACAACUAUAGAGACGACGAUCUUAGUGGUAUCUUAGAUUUACUAGGACAUGAUUUGGAUAUUGCUACUAUUCGCACGAGUGAUACUAGCGAGCAGGGUAUAUUAGAAAAAAUCAAAAGUAAGUUACGUACUUUGAGUAAAGAUGUGAAACUAGUACUAACAAUACAAAAUUUACUUUCUAAAUCAAACAAGCGGCCAAAGAACCAAGUAGUAAGAAGAAAAAAAAAAGUACCAUUCAAUAUUGGUCUUCGAACCAAAAGAAAAAAAUUCAGAACUUUUAAGAAACAGGAGACCAAAGAAGUUGAAAGUUUAAAACAUAUUUUGCAUCGCAGAAAGAAACAUUUGGUAAAAAAGUUGAUGAAAAAGAGAAGAAAGCGGAAUACAUGAGAACUGAAUUAAAAAAUUGAAAACCACCAAAUGAAUUGCAAGGAAUUCGAAGGAGAAACUACUAACAAGAUAUCUAAUGUUGCUUAAUUUUAAGUCAUAACAAGUGAAAAUAUGAUAAUAGGUUUGAAAAUCCUAUAAUUAAACGUAAAAUUUAAUCUAAUAAAUGGUUUUCUUAAUUAUAUAUUAAGAAAAAUACAUUAGUUUUCAUUAUUCUUUUCUUCUACUAGAACAAAUCAUUCAGU